AUGCGCUCCUUUACCGUUACCGUCUCUGCUCUUUGGGUUGUAGCUGUUGCAACCCUCGUCCGUGCUACCGCGCCUGAUUCGUUGGCGCUUGCUGUUGUUAAACAGCAGUUCAUUAAUGCGCACAUCGUUCCUGAUGGACCACCGUCGUUUGACCCUUCCGCGCUGCUUGUAGUUGAUUUCACGUCCACCGUUGGAGUGAUCUCUGUUGGACAGCCUAUCGCUAGGGAUAACACUUCUCACCAACCUGUCAUCAAUGUCGAGACGUCCAACACUUUUGAGCUUGGCGCGUUCGUUAGUUCUUCUACAAAGUAUACUAUUUUGAUGGUAGACUUGAACUAUGUUGGAUCGAGCAAUCCUAAUGGCUACAACGUUCACUGGCUCUCGAACGAUGUUGAGAUCAAUCUUCUAGAAAUCGGUAGUAACGGCACCUUGACUAGCUCUGGAAAUGCUACUAUUCUCCCUACGCCGGACCCUACCCUGCUUCUGGAAGUGGUCCUCAUCGGUACACUCUCCUGUUGUACCCUCAACCAGCUACGUUCGUGGCCCUUCGACCCCCAAACCCAACACUGGUGUCCAACUGUUCAAGUAGGCUACCUUCUGAUUUUUUUUUCUCUAUCCCGGUCUCGUCCUUUAACUCUAAACCUUUUCUUUUUCUUUUUUAGUUUGACGCGCUACGUUAGCGAAGCCGGCUUGAGUUCUCCAAUUGCCGGUUCUUAUUUCACUGUGGAAGUCGGUACCGCUACCGUUACCCCGCUCUCUACUUCGCCCGUCGACACUAAGACUCUCACGUCUACUUUACCGGGAACGAAGCCUGUCUCGAGCGCCUCGACCACCAGCACCAAGUCUAAGGGUGCAGCACACAAGAGCACUGCCGUGAGCUUCGUUGGUGCCAUUUCUGGCUUCCUUUUUGCUGUGUUCAUGAUGAUGUGA
This is a messenger RNA of Cantharellus anzutake, 930 nucleotides long. RefSeq lists its product as uncharacterized. Bases 1 to 930 code for a protein of 309 amino acids. The record is from RefSeq and is a predicted model, not a curated record. The transcript is spliced from 8 exons. Lineage: Eukaryota; Fungi; Basidiomycota; Agaricomycetes; Cantharellales; Hydnaceae.